Molecule: messenger RNA, 632 nt
Organism: Thamnophis sirtalis
Lineage: Eukaryota; Metazoa; Chordata; Lepidosauria; Squamata; Natricidae
Gene: SNRPF
Product: small nuclear ribonucleoprotein polypeptide F
Biological process (GO): mRNA splicing, via spliceosome; spliceosomal snRNP assembly
Cellular component (GO): U1 snRNP; pICln-Sm protein complex; catalytic step 2 spliceosome
Molecular function (GO): RNA binding
Source: RefSeq, a predicted model, not a curated record
AAGUGCCUUUGCUUCCCGCCUUCGCCUGGAUCAUAGAGAUAGGAAAAUGUGUAAGUCUAUCAACAGGACGGGGAGUAUUAUUCCGUUCAGGUGAAAGGUCAACAGGAAAGCUUUGCUCGAGGAAAGAGACGGCGUGUGACGUAAUUUCCUGGCCUUUUCUUUUGCAAGUUUGGCGGGCGCACGUGUUGCCCCCGAAUAAUUUUUACAGUCGCAGCCGCCCCUCGCCUGGCCGGGUUGCUAUGAGUUUGCCUCUCAAUCCAAAGCCAUUUCUAAAUGGGCUAACUGGGAAGCCAGUAAUGGUGAAAUUGAAGUGGGGGAUGGAAUACAAGGGCUAUCUUGUAUCAGUUGAUGGCUACAUGAAUAUGCAGCUUGCCAAUACUGAAGAAUAUAUUGAUGGUGCAUUGUCGGGACAUCUUGGUGAAGUUCUGAUAAGGUGCAACAAUGUCCUAUAUAUAAGGGGUGUAGAAGAAGAAGAAGAAGAUGGAGAAAUGAGAGAAUAAUAUUGGGAAAUCUUGUGUUUUUUAAUGCGUAAAAUAUGUAUAUUCAGUUGUAGCUUUUGAAAAAAAUUCAUGUUUUGUAACAUUACAUUUUGGGAGGCAGAAAAAUACAUAUGGCUGAAAGAAACAGUCAAU